This is a messenger RNA of Seriola dumerili (greater amberjack), 1599 nucleotides long. RefSeq names its product BCL2 interacting protein like. Gene Ontology annotation, biological process: apoptotic process. Bases 18 to 1223 code for a protein of 401 amino acids. The record is from RefSeq and is a predicted model, not a curated record. The transcript has 12 exons. Gene Ontology annotation, cellular component: cytoplasm. NCBI's taxonomy places the organism in Eukaryota, Metazoa, Chordata, Actinopteri, Carangiformes, Carangidae.
AUACUACUUCUACUACUAUGGCUUACACUACUGAUACUACUACUACAACUCAGACUACUGUAGCUGCUUGUAGCACUUCAGCCACCAGAGUGACUCCUGGUGCUCCAUCUGGAGAUCAAACAGAGGAGGAGGAAACAGGUAAACUACUGAAAGCAAACAGUGUUGUCAUGACAGCGACAGGUGCUGAGUCAGCAGAUGAGGAGGAGCUGGAGGAAGAAACCUCCGCUACAGAUGAGGAAGCUGAAGUCGAGUCUCAGCAGAAAUCAUCGACUCCGACCAGAGGCAGACCAGAUCCUCCCAGCAGUCUGGCCUUGUCAGGGUCACGACCAAGGAAGAAGAAAGUCCUAGUGGCUCCAGCUCUCAGUCUGUCUUUAGGUGAGUCAGCCGUCUCUGAUGACUUCCCCUCAGCCUUUCUUUCCCCCUCACCUGAAGACGAUGAUGACACAGGGCUCGACUUUGACUUGGACGCCAUGGAAACGCCCUCCGACAGCGAAUCGCUGCCUUUCCCCAUCUAUGACUUGGACCUGGAAGAUGACCUGCGGCGUCUCGGCGUGGCGUCCUUCCGCCGCAGACGAUCCAGUCCCAGGUCCAGGUCUGACUCCCGGACCUGUUCUGUACCAGGGCUAGACCAAAGCGGCCUGGGAGCUCUGGAGAGGGAGGACAUGGUCGACAGUCAGGGUACCAGGUGGCGCUGUUUCUCCACGGGUGACCCUCCCCAGGAGAGCCGGGUCAACAUGAGCGUCCUGGAUCCGUUUCUCAGGGUGCUGUCCCACGGAGGUUACUAUGGAGAUGGUUUGAAUGACAUCAUCGUGUUUUCCUCCUGUUACCUGCCACAGAACAGUCUGGAGAAUUACCAGUAUGUGAUGGACAAUCUGUUCAGGUAUGUUGUAGGGACUCUGGAUCUGAUGGUUGCAGAAAACUAUGUGAUAGUGUAUCUCUGUGCUGGAGGUCAGAAAGACAAACUUCCAGGAAUCAGCUGGCUCAGAGAGUGUUACACCACCAUCCACAGGAGAUUGAGGAAGAACCUGAAGGGUUUCUACGUGGUUCAUCCCACCUGGUACAUCAAAGCCCUCAUCACUAUCAUCAAACCCUUCAUCAGCUCUAAGUUCAGCAGGAAGCUCCAGUUUGCCGACAGCCUUGAGGAUCUGUCUCAUUUCAUCCCCACUGAGCAUGUGCAGAUCCCCGACUGUGUCAGACAGUAUGACCAGAACCUGUCCAGGUGAAACUGCUGGAGGAUUUUAUCCUUCAGAAACACACAAAUCACUAGGAGUUUUUUUCCUGUUAGAUUUUAUACAUGUAUCUACCUGCUCCUCUCCACAUCCAGCAGGUGGAGAUCCAGCGUCUUGCUCAGCGACAACUAGUCAGUGUUUAAGGAUUAAUGCUGCUGUGUCAGUGAGCAGACCUCUGCAGAGCAGCAAACAAACAGAGCAACAACACAAACUCAGUGUUCUCAGUGCUGCUGCUUCCCUUCACCCACAGGUCAUCUUGAAAACAGUGUUACAGCUCUUCAAGUUUCAAACUGAAGUAAUCCUGCUCCCUGCAGCUCCAAAGUAAUUACAGAAAACACAUUUUUAUUCAUUUCAUUUAUAUACAUUAAAA